Durusdinium trenchii is the source of this 262-nucleotide messenger RNA. The record is from the annotation of a GenBank genome assembly. Lineage: Eukaryota; Dinophyceae; Suessiales; Symbiodiniaceae.
GACCUUGCCUCGCAGAGGUGUGGUUCACGUCACCAGCCUGAGCGCUCACCUACCUCAAUGGCUACACGUUCAGCCAUAUCGUGAUUCGCUGCUGCACGCAGUUUCAGACUUGAUCAAUGGCCAGGAGGAUUUGCAUCUGCAGCUGGCACAGGUGCGCACGCCUGACGGCGAUGGCCUUGGAUCAGAUGGCCCCUAUGGGACGGCGACUUCGUGCUUGGCAGCGGUGGUGGUUGCAGUGACGGCCCUGAGCAACCCGGAGAAG